Urocitellus parryii (Arctic ground squirrel) is the source of this 1771-nucleotide messenger RNA. It is a transcript of the gene Chek2, whose product is annotated as checkpoint kinase 2. Gene Ontology annotation, molecular function: protein serine/threonine kinase activity; ATP binding; protein binding. Gene Ontology annotation, cellular component: nucleus; cytoplasm. Gene Ontology annotation, biological process: mitotic DNA damage checkpoint signaling; protein phosphorylation. Lineage: Eukaryota; Metazoa; Chordata; Mammalia; Rodentia; Sciuridae. The record is from RefSeq and is a predicted model, not a curated record.
AUGUCUCGAGAGACGGAUGCAGAGAGUCAACAGUCCCACAGCAGCACCUCCCCUCAGGCUCACGCCAGUGGUGUCUCUUCACAAUCCCAAGGUGGCUUCACUCAGUCCCAAGUCCUCUCCCCACAAUCCCACGGGUCCUCACAGUCCCAAGGCACAUCCAGCUCUUCUACCAGCACGGCACCCACCUCCAGCCAGUCCUCUCACUCCAGCUCCGGGACGCUAAGCUCCUUAGAGACAGUGUCCACUCAGGAACUCUAUUCUAUUCCCGAGGACCAAGAACCCGAGGAACCUGCCCCUGCCCCUUGGGCUCGAUUAUGGGCCCUCCAGGAUGGGUUCACCAAUCUAGAGUGUGUUAAUGACAGCUACUGGUUUGGAAGGGAUAAAAGCUGUGACUAUUGUUUUGAUGAACCACUGCUGAAAACGACAAAUAAAUACCGGACGUAUAGCAAGAAGCACUUCCGGAUUUUCAGGGAAAUGGGUCCUAAAAACUCUUACAUCGCCUACCUAGAGGAUCACAGUGGGAACGGAACCUUUGUAAACACAGAACUUGUAGGGAAAGGAAAACGCCGUCCUUUGAGUAACAAUUCUGAAAUUGCUCUUUCACUAUGUAGAAAUAAAGUUUUUGUAUUUUUGGAUCUGACUGUAGAUGAUCAGUCAGUUUAUCCUAAGGAGUUAAGAGAUGAGUACAUCAUGUCAAAAACUCUUGGAAGUGGUGCUUGUGGAGAGGUAAAACUGGCUUUUGAGAGGAAAACAUGUAAGAAAGUCGCCAUAAAGAUCAUCAGCAAAAGGAAAUUUGCUAUUGGCUCUUCGAGAGAGGCAGAUCCAGCUCUCAAUGUUGAAACUGAAAUAGAAAUCUUGAAAAAACUAAAUCAUCCUUGCAUCAUCAAGAUUAAAAACUUUUUUGAUGCAGAAGAUUAUUACAUUGUUUUGGAAUUGAUGGAAGGAGGAGAGCUCUUUGACAGGGUGGUGGGGAAUAAACGGCUGAAAGAAGCUACCUGCAAACUCUAUUUUUACCAGAUGCUCUUGGCUGUACAGUACCUUCACGAAAAUGGCAUUAUACAUCGGGAUUUAAAGCCAGAGAAUGUUCUACUGUCAUCUCAAGAAGAGGACUGUCUUAUAAAGAUUACUGAUUUUGGGCAGUCCAAGAUUUUGGGGGAGACCUCUCUCAUGAGAACUUUAUGUGGUACCCCCACUUACUUGGCUCCCGAGGUUCUUCUUUCCAUUGGAACUGCCGGGUAUAACCGUGCUGUGGACUGCUGGAGUUUAGGAGUUAUUCUUUUUAUCUGCCUUAGUGGGUAUCCACCUUUCUCUGAGCAUAAGACUCAAGUGUCACUGAAGGAUCAGAUCACCAGUGGAAAAUACAACUUCAUUCCUGAAGUCUGGGCAGAUGUUUCAGAGAAGGCUCUGGAUCUCGUCAAGAAGUUGUUGGUUGUGGAUCCAAAGGCACGGUUUACGACAGAAGAAGCCUUAAGUCACCCGUGGCUUCAGGAUGAGGAUAUGAAGAGAAAGUUUCAGGAGCUACUGGCCGAGGAAAAUAAAUCAAUCGCUCUAUCCCAAAUCCCAACCCAGCCUUCCACUAGUCAAAAGCGGCCUCUGGAAGGGGAAGCCGAAGACACAGAGUCCUCAAAGCGCCGGGCUGUGUGUAUGGCUAUGCUGUGAACACUGGACUGAACCUGAAGAAAUGUACUUCUUUCACUCUGCUGUCAUCUUCCUUUUCUUUAAAUCUUUUUAUUUUUAAUCAUUUGUAUUUUAAUUAUGGGAAUAAUUGCUU